AUGUACUCCGGCCGUGGCGGAGCAGGGAAUUUUCACCCCCUCAAAAACAGCACAAUAACCGCCACAAAUUCAAUAACAAGCGCGCGUACGCUCUCCUCCCGCCUCGGACUCAAUCCACGACAAUUGAUCCCAGGCGGCCGCGGAGGGCUUGGCAACUUCCACAGCACCACCGAGUAUGCGAUCUUCAGCUUCGACGAAGAGCUUGAACAACAAUUGAAACGAGAAAAGGAAGUUGCCCCCGUCUUCCAUAUCGGCCGAGGAGGAGCUGGCAAUAUGACUGCCGUCCCUGAUGCUCCUAUCGUGAACCUACCGAAGAAGCGGUGUGGGACUGUGAGCAUCGGAAGCUCGUCAAGCGACAGCUCAAGCGGCGGAAAGGUCAAGGAUUGGCCGCGACGGAAUCUAGAUUCAUGGAGGGGGACGCUGAAAGGGAUACCAUCUUAG
Arthroderma uncinatum is the source of this 441-nucleotide messenger RNA. RefSeq lists its product as uncharacterized. The record is from RefSeq and is a predicted model, not a curated record. The transcript has a single exon. The coding region runs from base 1 to 441 and encodes 146 amino acids. NCBI's taxonomy places the organism in Eukaryota, Fungi, Ascomycota, Eurotiomycetes, Onygenales, Arthrodermataceae.